This is a messenger RNA of Microthlaspi erraticum, 636 nucleotides long. The record is from the annotation of a GenBank genome assembly. Lineage: Eukaryota; Viridiplantae; Streptophyta; Magnoliopsida; Brassicales; Brassicaceae.
AUGGAAGAAUUAGACAUAGUAAUAUUGGGAGGAGGCAUUGCUGGUCUUGCAACUUCCCUUGCACUUCACAGGAAGGGUAUAAAGAGCAUUGUGUUGGAGAGAUCAGAGUUGGUAAGAUCUGAAGGAGCAGCAUUUGGUAUUCAGACUAAUGGCUGGCUUGCUCUUCAACAGCUCGGUGUUGCCGACAAGCUUCGUCUUAAUUCGCUUCCGAUACAUCAGAUGAGAGAUGUUUUGAUUGAGAAAGGGAUCAAACGAAGAGAAUCGGUCGGACCGGCAUCGUAUGGAGAAGUAAGAGGUGUAGUAAGGAAUGAUAUGGUCCGAGCUUUGGCUGAUGCUCUUCCUAUUGGAACUAUCCGGCUUGGUUGCGAAAUUGUGUCGGUUAAGCUUGACGAAACGAUGUCGUUUCCGAUCGUUCACGUAAGAAACGGGCCAAAUAUCAAAGCAAAGGUACGUCUAGAGACAGAAGAUACACUACAAGAAUUCAUUAAAAUAGCUGCCGAUUAUUCUGUAGCAAGAAGACAUAAUCUGUCGCAAAAACUAGGCAGGCCACAGAUGGUGACAGCUGAAAUUCGUCGCCUCAGCUCCGACGCUAAACUUGGGCCGUCGCCGUUUUGUAGCCAUUUUGCAACGAACUAG